GAAUGGUAAAAAUGGUGACAAUUCCUCCAAUCAAAUUUGGCACCUACCUAAACAGGUGGGUAUUGGGGAUGGGAAUUGGGUAAAGCGGCACACACUAAUAGUAAAUAGUUGUGCUGAAUUGCACGGACCAAGUUUGCACCGUGGAUACGAGAAAUCUUUAUUCGAUUACUGGAUCUGUGACGUAGGAGGGGAAAAAAAAUCUCAACUUUGAAGGGUGGACCCAGGGGAAUAAUGAAGCCUGAACCCAAAUAGGAGGGAUACAAAAUGCCAGAGACGAAUGGGUUUGUUCCGGUGUCGACACGCGGCUUCUGCAUGGAACUACUCGCCCAAAUUUGGCGAGUGCAAAGAAGAGAAGGGAAUCGAUCAAAUAUAUAUUUUUGUGUGUGCAAGAUAUUGAAUGCCAGCCAAAAUUUUGUCCUGAAACCGCUCGUUUGGGGGUCGUGGAAAGCAUCGCCCAGUAGGUCACAACCCUCGGUUGCAGGACACGUGUCGUUAUGCCGUGGCUUUGCAGCAUAGCAUUUGUGCUAAGCAAGCAUAGAAGCAGCAGCAUCUAGUAGUGGCGGAGUACCAAAUAAUAUUUUGUUUGCGCUGUGUGUCCGCCACUAAAGCGAGCACCUGUUCAUUUCCUGGUGUAUGUCUUGAGUACUGUCCUUGAUAUUUUGCGUUGCGGAGGAGGAGGAGGAGGAGGAAGAGGAGGUUGAGGACGAGGGUUCGAGACCCGGCGAGUCGAAGGCAACAACGGCUCUUCCACAUAAAUGAAUCUCCAGGAUCCCAGGUUUGCGCAGCUCCGUGUGGAGCUCCAGCUAUUUCUUUAUUUUCUGCAGACAAAAUUUCACAAGUGCAAGACUUGCCGACGACUUAUCGUAGAGACUCAGGAAACAAGUUUGGGAUAGUUUGAUGUUUUGACGCAAGCGGCCGGGGAAAAAGAUUAGGAAAGAUGGAUCCUUUGCUUUCAGAGUUAUUGAAUUUUGAAAAUUCCGCCUACUGUGAGGGCUUUGCCUCGUCGCCGAUUUCUCAUCAGUGCACGACGUUUUUAUCGUCUCCGAUGUUUGAUUCGGUGUUUCAAGCGAACCUGCCCUUUCCCGGGGAGUGUUUGAUGCCGGAAACCCCUGUGAAUUUUAGCCAGUUUGUAAUUCCUGAUGACCUGACGUUGCCGGAAUGUUCAUAUUUGUCGUCUGAUGUUGUUAAAAUCCCCGUGGAGGAGUGCGAGAAUUCAUCUGGGGAAGAGGUUGUGGACGCGUGCUGGGAACAGAAGCCCAUCAAAAGGGAACAAUUUGUAGAGGAACCGGACGCUGUUUCGUCUGUUAUUGAGAAGUGCAACGGAUGGAAAUACCAGGAGGAGGACGUGGAUAGAAACGACAAGCAUCAUGUUAAAAGAUUGAUGAAUUCUGGUGAAGAAGAAACUGAUAGUAAGGAGCAUCUGUUUAGAUUCACAUUGAUAACUCUAAAGCACAGAAUACAGCGUGCUCUCCUUCAUUUAAAGGAGUAUUGUGGAGGGAACGCACUCUUGCAGGUUUGGAUGCCUGUGAUGCGUUCAAACAGACAUGUUCUCACCAGCUGCGAACAGCCCUAUGUCCUAGACGAGAACAGCAGGUAUCUACAUGGUUACCGUGACAUAUCUACAGGGUUUUAUUUUCCUGCAGAAACGGGUCCUGGAGCUUUUCCAGGGCUGCCUGGUAGGGUUUUUCUCAGAGGAAUGCCAGAAUGGACCCCUAAUAUUCAAUUUUACGGAAGAAAUGAGUUUUUAAGGAUAAAUCACGCGCAGGCACACAAUGUUAAUGGAUGCCUUGGCGUACCUAUUUUCGAGCAGGAUAGUCGAGAUUGUGUUGCAGUAGUUGAAUUAGUGAGAGCCGCAACUGAAAUCGACUUUCCUUUAGAGCUUGACCACAUAUGCCAAGCUUUUCAGGCCGUGAGUCUAAAUACCCGAGAGGUUUGGGAUCAUCCAAAGUCACAGAACCAUUCUCCAUGCCAUCGUGCUGCUCUAGCUGAGAUAUUAGAAGUUUUAAAAACAGUUUGUGAGACUCACAAUCUACCAUUAGCACAGACAUGGGUUCCAUGUAAGCAUUAUAAUCUUCUAUUCAGCAAGAGGGAGACUAAGAAGAACUGGGGUUCAGAUAAGAGCUUAGAAGGAAUAUACUUGUCAACUCAUGACAUGGCAUGUUUUGUGAGGGAUGUCUACUUGCUGCCUUUCAGAAAUGCAUGCUCUGAGCACCAUUUGGAGAUAGGGCAGGGGGUUCCAGGAAAAGCAUUUGCCCUGAAACAUCCAUACUUUUCUAGCGAUGUUAAGAGUUUUGGCAUCAUGGAAUAUCCUCUUGUUCAUUAUGCACGUAUGUUUGGCCUGAAUGCUGCCCUCGCUAUUUGUUUGCAGAGCAAUUAUACUGAAAAUGAUUACUAUGUGCUCGAGUUUUAUUUUCCAGUUACUUGCAAUGGCAUUUCAGAACAGCAACUUUUGUUGAAGAAAUUGUCUACUACCAUACAAUUAAUGUGCAGAGGUUUGAGAUCUGUGACUGUUAAACUGAAUGGCAAUGGAAAUAAUGAUGAACACUGCAGCAAAUCCGAAUGCCAGGAUUUUGCAUCGGGUGGUAUUUCUGAUACAGGCUUUGAAGCAAUUCAUUUAGAAUCCAAACUGUCUUUUGCUGAGGGCUUGGUUGGGCACACACAGCUCAGUAGAGGUGAAACAACGGGACAGGAUUUGCAUCGGCAAUCAUUACAGGGCAAUGCUGGGAAAAAGCGUCUAGAUCGAAAGCGUGGAACAACUGAGAAAACUAUUAGCUAUCACCUUCUUCGGCAAUACUUCACUGGAACCCUUAAGGAUGCUGCAAAAAGCAUUGGAGUGUGUCCAACAACAUUAAAAAGGAUUUGCCGUCAGCAUGGAAUCUCUAGAUGGCCAUCACGGAAGAUCAACAAAGUGAAACGAUCUUUGAAAAAGAUUGAAAGUGCAAUUAAUUCUGUACAGGGAGCAGGUGAAGCCUUAAAAUUAAAUGCAACUCUAGGUGAUAUUAUGACCGCAGCUGCAGUGGUCCAAGGGGUGCAGAUGUGCAGUGAGACUCCAUCUAUUUAUGGACAUUGGGCUGUUUCUUUGGCUACUCCACAACUUAUAAACAAGCAUGUAGCAGAAACGGUGAAAUCAAAUCGCAUGAUAGAAAAUACAUCUAAUGGCAAAGAAGUAAAUAAAAUACGGUCCUCUGUUCAAGGUGAUGUUCCAUUAGUGCAGACACCAUUGUCAGCAAGCCUGGUAACACCAUUUGGUCUCAAAGGAACUUCUAAAGUUCAAGAAAACAAUGGUAGACUCUGGAAGAAUGUGUCAACUAUAGCAAACAAUUCAUCAAUUCAAGAUAUUACGUCUGAAAAGUAUUGUGAAGAGGAUGCACUAGCUUCCAAGAGCAACCAAAUAGGAAAAAUGGAGGUUGAUGAGGGUUCAGAUCACGUAAGGAGUUCAUUUCAAUGUGGAGAGGUUGAAAAUCCAAUGUUUAUUCUUUCCUCUCUUGGUCAAAGGAAUCUGGGAAGAAGUAUAGGCUAUGCCAGUGAUAAAGUCUGCUCUGUUCCUGCAUUUGGGGAAAUAGAUCAGGUUGGUUCGCUUAAAAACUUUACAGGUAGAAACACAAAGUCAGUUGAGGAAAGAAAUCAAUGUCAGACAUCUAAUUUCCAUGGAGUCACAGGUACUCUUGCAGGAAUAUCAGAAAGCCAGUGUUUGACACCUGUGAAUUUGCAGAACAAUGAUAAUCCGGCCACGUCAGGAAGUACUGAUUCCUUGGAGCUCACUAAUGGUUUAGUGCAAGGGCUGGACAUAGUUGAUGGGUCAAUUAGCUGGCAGGAAGCAUGUCCUAAUUCUCUAGGAACAGGAAGUUCCUCUCCAAACUACAGUUCUUCCACAUUGUUGUCAAGUGAUUCAGUUUCUCCUACAAGGACUAUAGUUGAUAGUUCAGGAAGAGGAAGGCAGAUGCAAGAUGAGGGUUCAGGUAUAGGAGUUAAAGCAACUUAUAAAGAUGAUACAGUUCGAUUCAAAAUGCAUAUAGGCUUGCGGUUUUCUGAGUUAUGUGAUGAAAUAGUUCAACUUUUUAAAGUGGACCAUGGCACAUUUCAUCUGAAAUAUCUAGACGAUGAAGAAGAGUGGGUGCUAAUGUCAAGUGAUGCUGAUUUGGAGGAGUGCAUUGAGAUCAUGAAUUCGUCUCAUGCACAUGUGAUCAAGCUUCUAGUCCGUGAUUUAGUUUCCAAUAUUGGAAGCUCGAGUGGAAGCUCAGAAUGAGUUUGGCAAAACCCUUAAUUGAAAUCAUCACUUGGAUUGAUUUGUUUCAUGAGACUGGGUUCCCAGAACUAGAAAUGAAAAUAGGUUUUCUUGUUAGUCAAUUGAAUGCUCUGUAUACUUGUCUGCAAUGUGAAACUCUCCUUGUUGUGUUACUGGUAUCAACUUAUAUACCUGUCAAUGUAGAUAAAUGCCAUUGCUAAUUGGAUAAUGUUUAUAUGAUUGAUUUUAUUAGCAGAAACUUGCGCCUUCUGUCA
Molecule: messenger RNA, 4500 nt
Organism: Cryptomeria japonica (Japanese cedar)
Lineage: Eukaryota; Viridiplantae; Streptophyta; Pinopsida; Cupressales; Cupressaceae
Product: protein NLP2
Exons: 6
Coding region: 938-4246 (1102 amino acids)
Molecular function (GO): DNA-binding transcription factor activity; protein binding
Source: RefSeq, a predicted model, not a curated record